Plasmopara halstedii is the source of this 849-nucleotide messenger RNA. Its product is annotated as Protein of unknown function DUF2870. The coding region runs from base 1 to 849 and encodes 282 amino acids. Gene Ontology annotation, biological process: regulation of cilium movement. The record is from RefSeq and is a predicted model, not a curated record. The transcript has a single exon. Lineage: Eukaryota; Oomycota; Peronosporomycetes; Peronosporales; Peronosporaceae.
AUGGUCGUCUGCCAUGUCAAACGCGGUGACCGCAGCGAAUUCUUGUUCGAGACUUCUGUAUCUACAAGGAACGACACAUUAAUCCGCUCACUGUGUCGUUUGCAGAAUUUGCGUCUGCGUCUCGCAGCACUGGCUGAUGCAUUAGAAGGACUCGGACGUUAUGGCAUGGCAAAGCCGCCAGAAGAGCAGGGAUUGGACGCAUACCAAGAAGGGGCGGCUGAUAAGCAGCGAGGAGAAUUUUACGAGGCAGAUCCACUGGGUCAUCGAACUGGCGACGGCGUGAGUCCGCAGCUUAAGGAUGUGUUGGCACGUGUGGCUGCCGAUGCCAAGGCGAUUCUGGACAGCAAGACACAAGUGACUCGCCGCAUUUGCAUCGAUGAAAAUGAACUGAUUGAGAAGCUACAGAAUAUUCGCGGAGCUGUGGCAAUGGCUUUUCCCAUGGGACUGCCGGCUUAUGAUCCGGUAAAGCUCAUACUGGAUUCCGAGCGUUCGGAGGACGCGUUAGCUGACUCAUCAGCUGUGCUUGAAGUGAUGUCUGAGGACACAGCUGAGCUGUGGUGGGCUGGAAAACAGUUUUUUAGGGAUCAAUACGUCUGCGACCUUGUAGGGAAGAAUGAAAAGUCGACGUUGAUUGUUAAGCUGCAGAAGAAAGGUGGUGGAGCCCCUGGGCGGGAACCCGGUGUAAGUGAAGACGAACGCAAAGCAAUGAUGGCAUUUUAUUUUAAAAAGCAAGAGGAAAUGAAACAGGCAGCGGAAGACGAUGGAGAGGACUAUAUGAUGUCAUCAUGGGCGGACCCUAAGGCGUUGAAAAACGCGUUGCGGGGCACUGGUAAUAUUCGACCCUUUUGA